CACGCUCCAAACGGACAAACGUUCCUUGGUGGUGGUGGUCUAGAGCCGAGUCCAACGCUGGGAGACGGCCUCCGCAGGAACGCGCUCUGAACCAGGAGCGGGAGCGAGGGACCGCGCACACUCCCUGUCCCCGGGCACGCAUCAAGUCCUUGCCGGGAUCCUAAGCCCACGGUUACCAAAACAGGGGAGCUGCGGCAGGCAGCAUGCUGCAGUGCCGGCGGAACCAGCCGGGAGCACCGCCAGAGGCGCCCCGCAGCGCCUGAGCGUGGACUUUGGGGGCGGCGCCACCGAGGCCACCCACAGGGGCGGAAGUUGAUCGCGUCCUAGCAACCGCGGCGCGGUGCGCUGUGCGCGGUGAGCGGAGCAGGUGCGGGCAGGUGAGUGCGGCUGCGGCGUCGCGCCGCCUGGCGCUGGGAGCUCCGCAGCCCGCUGUCUGAUCACGAAAAGCUUCGGUUUCUCUCGCCGCCUAACUUUUCUCUCCGCCGGCUGAGCUUCGCUCGCUCGCGCCCUCUCUGCCUCGCUGAGCCCCUGUCUCCGCCGGGGUCCCGCGCCUCCGACGAGCGGCCCGUGCACCGCGUUUGGCUUGCGUUGGCUGCAAAACGCUGUUCAAGUCAGCGCUGAAAAGAAAUAUAUUUAAAUCCAAAAAUUGUGAAGAAAGAUAUAAAGCUUCUAAAACGUUUCUCAGGAAAAGGAGAACAAACAGUUUUGGAAUCUAUUGAAUACGCUUCAGAUUAUGAAUUUUCAGAUGGAUGUCGAGCUCCACCUUGGAGACGGAUUUAUGGGGAAAUGUGUUAUGUGCUGGUGAAGCCACAUGGUGUGGAAAGUUGGUGCAUUACUUGUAGUGCAGAAGGAGUAUUUUUAAAUGGUGGCAAAACAGAUGCUGGAGAUGAAAUUAAUUAUGAGAGAAAAAGUGCAAUUUACAAGGACAUUGUCACAUUUUUAAGAGAAAAAUCAGUAAUAUUUUCAGAAAAUAUGUCUAAACAUGCAACCAAAUUUAAAGAACAACAACAAAUGGAAAAAGAUCAGCAUGAUAAGGCUCUUAAGAAGGAAGAAACAGCCACCUUCCAUAAAACUGCAUCUGGUUCAGGAAAGAGUACACUGGAGAAGAACCAAAUUAAUUUUGUGAAAAAUCAAAUGACCAGGAGAUUAGAGCCAAGCUUAAACUGGAAGACAACCCUUGAUUUCAAAUCUCACAGAAGUUCAGUAAAAGACAGCCAACAGGAAAAACAUGGCGGAAAAUUUGAAAAGGUGAGGUCAUCCGCUUCCCAUGGAAGAGCCCAGUUAAGCAGUAAAAGUGCUGAUAAAAUUGAGGAGAUUUCCAGUGAGAACUCCUCGGAGAGUGAGGAGGAUGAAGAGCCUGCUGACCACCGUCAGGAGGUGAACGUGGAUCUGCCAUCCGAGUACUGGCAAAUUCAGAAGCUGGUGAAAUAUCUGAAGGGAGGAAAUCAGACAGCUACAGUGAUUGUGUUGUGUUUGAUGAAGGAUUUCAACCUAGUCCAUGAGACCUGUCAGCUGGCAAUCAGAGAUGUGGGAGGCCUUGAAGUUUUAAUAAAUUUACUUGACACCAAUGAAAUCAAGUGUAAGAUUGGGUCAUUAAAAAUCCUGAAGGAAAUCAGUCACAAUCCUCAAAUCAGACGUAACAUUGUUGACCUCAGGGGCUUACCUGUCAUAGUUAAUAUACUUGAUUCUCCGUACAAGAUUCUGAAGUGUUUGGCUGCAGAAACUAUUGCGAAUGUUGCCAAGUUCAGACGAGCCCGGCAGGCAGUGAGACAGCACGGGGGCAUCACCAGGCUGGUGGCUCUCCUGGACUACACACAGCACGCCUCACAGCCUGCCUACUCCAGCCUGUACGAGACCACAGACGUGGAAGUGGCUCGCUGCGGGGCGCUGGCACUGUGGAGCUGCAGUAAGAGUUAUGCCAAUAAAGAAGCCAUCCGUAAAGCCGGGGGCAUCCCUCUGUUGGCUCAGCUGCUGAAGACUUCUCACGAAAACACGCUCAUUCCCGUGGUGGGCACACUGCAAGAAUGUGCAUCAGAGGAAAACUACCGAGCUGCAAUCAAAGCAGAAAGGAUCAUCGAAAGUCUGGUAAAGAACCUAAGCAGUGAGAAUGAGCAGCUGCAGGAGCACUGCGCCAUGGCCAUUUACCAGUGCGCCGAAGACGAGGAAACGCGGGACCUGGUCAGGCUGCACGGAGGCCUGAAGCCCCUGGCGAGCCUGCUCAACAACACCGACAACAAGGAACGGCUGGCCGCCGUCACGGGGGCCAUAUGGAAGUGCUCCAUCAGCAGGGAGAACGUGAGCAAGUUUCGGGAAUACCAAGCCAUUGAAACUUUGGUGGGACUUUUAACAGAUCAGCCUGAAGAAGUACUUAUUAAUGUGGUUGGGGCCAUAGGAGAAUGCUGCCAAGAUUAUGAAAACCGAGUCAUUGUCCGGAAGUGUGGUGGCAUUCAACACCUGGUGAACCUCCUCGUUGGAAUAAACCAAGCUCUUCUGGUGAACGUCACAAAAGCAGUUGGUGCCUGUGCGGUAGAACCGGAAAGCAUGGUAAUAAUUGAUCGUUUAGAUGGAGUUCGUUUGUUGUGGUCCCUGCUGAAAAAUCCUCAUUCAGAUGUGAAAGCCAGUGCAGCAUGGGCCCUUUGUCCUUGCAUCAAAAAUGCUAAGGAUGCUGGAGAAAUGGUUCGUUCCUUUGUUGGUGGUUUGGAACUUGUUGUUAAUUUACUGAAAUCAGAUAACAAAGAAGUUUUGGCAAGUAUAUGUGCUGUCAUUACCAAUAUAGCAAAAGAUCAAGAAAAUUUAGCUGUUAUUACAGAUCAUGGAGUUGUCCCUUUACUGUCCAAGCUGACAAACACAAAUAACGAGAAAUUGAGGCGUCAUCUGGCAGAAGCUAUUUCCCAUUGCUGUAUGUGGGGCAGGAACAAAGUGACCUUCGGUGAGCACAAAGCAGUGGCUCCACUGGUGCGCUACCUGAAAUCGAGCGACACCAGUGUGCAUCGCGCAACAGCGCAGGCCUUGUACCAGCUCUCAGAAGAUGCCAACAACUGCAUCACGAUGCAUGAGAAUGGCGCAGUAAAGCUUCUACUGGAUAUGGUUGGGUCCCCUGAUCAGGACCUCCAGGAAGCCGCAGCUGGUUGCAUAUCCAACAUCCGAAGGCUGGCUCUUGCCACCGAAAAGGCAAGAUACACUUGAAGUUUAACAGACAUUGCAAGCUACUGAAUUUUACAUAAAGCAGAGCACGUUACUCCCAUAUCCAGGAAAACUUUUAUUAGCAAACCCCUUAAACUGUCUAAAUGAAAAUGCAAAGGAUGCUUUUCAACUAAACAUUGCAUGGAUAUUUUUAUCCUAUUUAAGUUUUAGGGAUCAGCCAUGUGGUGAACUGCUUUGUAAUAAUUUCCCAAGAAUGUAUGUAUACAUUAUAUGUGUGUUCUGGUGAUGCUUCUGCAUUUAUGGUGAUGUUAAUAAAGGACACAGCCUUCCCAUCA
This is a messenger RNA of Oryctolagus cuniculus (rabbit), 3479 nucleotides long. Its product is annotated as outer dynein arm-docking complex subunit 2. Gene Ontology annotation, molecular function: protein binding. NCBI's taxonomy places the organism in Eukaryota, Metazoa, Chordata, Mammalia, Lagomorpha, Leporidae. The record is from RefSeq and is a predicted model, not a curated record.